Messenger RNA from Danio aesculapii, 5911 nucleotides. RefSeq names its product protein NLRC3-like. NCBI's taxonomy places the organism in Eukaryota, Metazoa, Chordata, Actinopteri, Cypriniformes, Danionidae. Gene Ontology annotation, molecular function: protein binding. The record is from RefSeq and is a predicted model, not a curated record. The transcript has 7 exons.
CACCUUUAAUCUGAUCAAGAAGUUAAACCGAAGAGAAGACAGUGGAGAGAUCUGCAACAAGAACUCUGUCUGUCUGUGUAAAUCCAGCAUGCUCUGUGGAAUUAAUGCUAAAGGUCCUAAAUGAGGAAAGGAAACAGCUCUAAAAUGCAUCACUGUGGGAAUGAAGAGGUGGACAGAGAGGAGAAGGAAGAGUGUGGAGCAGAACCCAGCUGUGUGUCAAUGAAGAGCGCUCAGUCCAUGCGCAAUCCCAUUGGUUUCGCUGAUGGAGCAGGAACUCCUGACCUCAGAUCUGUGGCAUCCUCUUCAUCCCAAUUUGAGACACACACUGUGCAGGCAAAAACAGACACAGUCCUGCAGACACAAACAUUUGAGACUGAAGGACUGCAGAGAGUCAAAGACCAGCAUAAAACCAGCAUGAAGAACAAGUAUGAGAGAUUACUUGAAGGAAACAAACUCCAAGAGAACCAAACCCUCCUGAACCGGAUCUACACCCAGCUGUACAUCAUAGAGGGAGAGAGUGAAGGAGUGAAUGAAGAACAUGAGGUUUUACAGAUGGAGAAAACAGCCAGAACAAAACACUCACAACACACUCCAAUCUACUGCAAUGACAUCUUUAAAGAGGAGAAAGAGCAAAUCAAGACUGUUCUUACUAAAGGCAUCGCUGGAAUCGGAAAAACCGUCUCUGUGCAGAAGUUCAUUCUGGACUGGGCCGAGGGAAAAGCCAAUCAGGAUGUAGAUUUCAUGUUUGUGCUUCCAUUUCGAGAGCUGAACUUGAUCAGAGAUCAUCAGUACAGUCUUCACAGACUUCUGCUGGACUUUCAUCCUGAACUUGAAGAUCUGGAGCCCAAGAUUUAUGAGGAGUGUAAAGUUGUGUUCAUCUAUGAUGGUCUGGAUGAAAGCAGAAUCACACUGAUGUUUUCAGACGCUCAGAAAGUUUGUGAUGUGACUGAGACUUCAUCAGUGGCUGUGUUGAUGUCAAAGCUGAUGAAAGGAGAGCUGCUUCCCUCUGCUCUCAUCUGGAUCACCUCCAGACCAGCAGCAGCCAAUCAGAUCCCUUCCAAAUACAUCAAGCGUCUGACAGAAAUUCAGGGAUUCACUGAGCCUCAGAAGGAGGAAUAUUUCAGGAAGAGAAUCAGUGAGCAGCAUCAAGCCAGCAGAAUCAUCUCACACAUCAGAAGAGCAAGAAGCCUCCACAUCAUGUGCCACAUACCCGUCUUCUGCUGGAUCUCAUCCACUGUGCUUCAGAAGCUCCUGGAAGAAGAUCUGAGUGCAGAAAUCCCUCAAACUCUGACUGAAAUGUACAUCCACUUCCUGCUGAUUCAGAUCAACAUGAGGAAUCAGAAGUAUGAAGAAAGAGAUCCAGAGAAACUCCUGCAGUCCAACAGAGAAGUGAUUGUCAAACUUGCUGAAGUGGCUUUCAAACAGCUGAUGAAGGGCAAUGUGAUGUUCUAUGAGGAGGACCUGAUUGAGAGCAGCAUAGACGUCUCUGAAGCCUCAGUGUAUUCUGGGAUUUGCACUGAGAUCUUUAAGGAGGAAUCUGUGAUUCAUCAGAGGAAAGUCUACAGCUUCAUCCAUCUGAGUGUUCAGGAGUUUCUCGCUGCUUUCUAUGUGUUUUACUACCAUGUGAACACAACUAUGGUGGUACUGAAGACAUUUGCUUCAUUGCAAAAAUUGCUUAAAGGUGCUGUAGAUGAUGCCAUUGAGAGUGAGAAUGGGCGUCUGGAUCUGUUCCUGCGGUUCCUGCUGGGCGUCUCACUGGAGUCCAAUCAGAGACUCUUACAGGAUCUACUGACACACACAGAGAAGAGCUCAGAGAGCAUCAGGAGAAGCACACAGUACAUUAAAGAGAAGAUCAGAGAUGGACAUGGACUCUCCACUGAAAGAUCCAUCAAUCUGUUCCUCUGUCUGCUGGAAGUGAAAGAUCAGACUCUGUCCAGAGAGAUUCAGGAGUUUGUGAAAUCAGACAAACAGUCAGAGAAGAAACUCUCUCCUGCUCACUGCUCAACAAUCGCCUACAUGCUUCAGAUGUCAGAGGAGGUGCUGGAUGAGCUGGAGCUCCAGAAAUACAACACAUCAGAUGAGGGCAGAAGAAGACUGAUACCAGCCGUCAGCAACUGCACAAGAGCUCUUCUUGCUGGCUGUAAUCUCUCUGUUCAGGAUUGUGAAAUUGUGUCGUCAGUUCUUCAAUCCUCAAACUGUGUCCUGAGAGAGCUGGACCUGAGUAACAAUGACCUGCAGGAUUCAGGAGUGAAGCUGCUCUCUGAUGGACUGAAGAGUCCAAACUGUCAGCUGGAGAGACUGAGGUGUGUAGUAAUAUCUGUCAGUGUCUAAUAUCUUAAGGAGUAUCAUAAGGUGAGUCAUGUUUGUUUGUAUCUGUUAUCUGGCUGUAUGGUGACAGAGGAAGGCUGUGGUUUUGUGUCUUCAGCUCUGAGUUCAAACCCCUCACACUUGAGAGAGCUGGAUCUGAGCUACAAUCACCCAGGACAAUCAGGAGUCCAGCUGCUCAAACACACACUGGAGGAUCCACACUACACACUGCAGAAACUCAAUUUGGAUCAUGGAGGACAUUUUAGGAUCAAACCUGGACUAAGAAAAUAUGCCUGUUCCCUCACACUGGAUCCAAACACAGCACACGUUCAAAUCCGACUGUCUGAUGGAAACAGAGAGGCCAGAAAUGUGAAAGACCCUCAGCCGUAUCCGGAUUAUCCAGAGAGAUUUGAGCAACAGGAGCAGGUUCUGUGUAAAGAGACUCUGACUGGACGCUGUUACUGGGAGGUGAAAUGGAGCGGCUCUGGUCAUAUAGGGGUGGCUUAUAAAGCGAUCGACAGGAAAAGUGGGCUUGACUCUUGGUUUGGACUCAAUGAAAACUCCUGGAGUCUGUACUGCUGUGAUACGAAUUACACAGUCUGGUACAACAACGAGAGCGCUGAUAUUAUUGCUCCUUCAGCUCGUAAUAAUAGAGUUGGUGUGUAUGUGGACGUGUCGUCCGGCUCUCUGUCCUUCUACACCGUCUCUGACGCAAACACACUCACACUCAUACACACAUUCAACACCACAUUCACUGAACCCCUCUAUACAGGAUUUGGGAUUUAUCCUGAGUCUUCAGUGACUCUGUGUCAGAUUUAACAAACACUUCAGAGGACAAAAGUUUCCAUCACAUUUCCAGCCUAAACAUUUCCAGGUCAUUGUAUUUCAUGUUAUUUAUAUUUCAAGGAAAUGUUGACACUAUUUUGAUCACUAAAAGAGCAAGAUACCGAAUUACAAGCUAAAGUCACAUUACAUUUGAUGAUGCUGUAAUAUAAAUCAGUAGAGUGAGAUAUACACUUGCAGUACAGAAAACUAGCUGAACAUUAAAAUUAGUCACAUUUCACAAUAUCAAGAUAAGUCAUUACUGUAAGAAAUGAAAUGAAUAAACCACUACCAAGCAUUUUUGUUUUUAAAAGAUGUCUAAUAGACGUCUAAACAUAGUCAUCUUGGCUAAAACAAGGCUACAUUUGGGCUGUCAGUGAAAAUCUAAUAGAUGUCUAAGAAUAGGCCACAACUAGACUCAACCCAGGCUCAUUCUGAAAACGUAGUCCCGUGGGCGUUUCUGGAGACCACGAAAUACGUAGCCGGGGGUACGUCCGGCUGCAUUUCAUUUUUUUAAGCGAACGCUGCGGGGCGGUGUGACGCCCUUCCUUUCGGCGCUUGCCGGCGGGCCUCUCGCCUCCGUGUGGAGGGCUUUCCUGCUGCAACCAGUUUGUCCGGUUAGCUCUUCGUGUACUUUGGCGGACUCGUGGUGCAGAGAGGGGCUGACCACGACGACGACCGGGUUUGAGUCUGGGGAAGAGCGGUUUCAGAAAUCAGGUAAGAAAACAAAAUCCAAAAAAUGAAGCGAACAAGUUCGUCACAGGGUGAGAAUGUGGUCAAAAUCCAAAAACGUGGUAAAAAACAGAGGAGGGCUUUUCUUUUUCUGGACGGCUUUUGUGAAUCGUCGUUGGUUGGGUUUAGGGACGGAGGAGGGUGGGUCAGCCGAUUGGCUGGUCGCACGGUCAAUCAUCCUGUCAUCCAGGCAGACAGGCGGAAGGCCGUUCGACAGCGGCCUCUAGCGGGUUUACGCGAGAACGGAGCGGGAAAUAGCGUGCACAGCGGCCUCUCGUGGAUUUGCGAAAACAAAAACUGCAAAAAUACGUACCUCCCAGGACGUAUUUUGCAGUCUCCAGAAACGUCCACGAGACUACGUUCUCAGAAUGAGCCUGGGUUGACUAGACUAGUCAUGAAAUAAACAGAAAUGAAUGACGACCCAUAUAAAGUCUGUCUAAUCCAGGGGUAGGGAACCUAUGGCUCGGGAGCCACAUGUGGCUCUUUGACCGAAAAUAUUUGGCUCUCCAGCUGUAAUAAUAUAAUAAAUUAUAAUUAUAUUUUAAAGUUUUAAAAAUUAUAAGUGUCACUAGAAAUCAGUUUCCUAUUAAAAACCCCUUUACAAUUCCCUUUAUAUUGUAUUUUCUACAGCAAAAUAAAUAAGAACUCAGUUUACAAUAAAAAGACGUUUCGACCAAUGCCCAUAUGUGGUUGAACUUGAAUCGCAACACCAAUAAAGGGCAAGCAACUUACAUUUCUAUAACCUCACACAUGUAAAUUUAAACAACAUUCAUGUGUGGCGAUGGCAAGAAGAAAAUCAUUUCUAAAUUGUGUUUUCUUCAUACAUUGUGAUGCGUCAUAUUUGUUUAUUUUUGAGUUGUGCAUGGACAUAAAUAAAGCUUUUGUUUCUAAAUAAAUAAAGGUUUUGUUAUACACACACACACCCCAAAUGGCUCUUAAAAAAAUGCAUUUGAUAAAAAAAAAUCAGAAAUAGCUCUUUGCUGAAAAAAGGUUCCUGACCACUGGAACCCCUGGUCUGCUUCAGAACGCAGCAGCACGAGUGGUCUUUGAUGAACCCAAAAGAGCACAUGUCACUCCGCUACUCACCCGUUUGCACUGGCUGCCAGUUGCUGCCCGCAUCAAAUUCAAAGCUCUGAUGUUUGCUUACAAAGUGACCUCUAGCUGUGCUCCUUCGUAUCUGCUCUCACUUCUGCAGAUAUAUGUGCCCUCCAGAAACUUGCGUUCUGUGAAUGAACGUCGCCUCGUGGUUCCAUCCCUAAGAGGGAAGAAAUCACUUUCCCGAACUCUCACAUUCAAUCUGCCCAGUUGGUGGAAUGAACUCCCUAACUACAUCAGAACAGCAGAGUCACUUGCUGUCUUCAAGAAACCACUAAAAACUCAACUGUUUAGUCUCCACUUUCCUUCCUAAUCUGUAACUGCCUCUCUGCCUAUACCACUAACUGUACUCUCUCUCUCUCAAAAAAAAAAAAAAAACGUACAUUACUAAUGCUUUGCUUCUUAGACUUUACACACCUGAAACUUGUCUAUAGCACUUGUUCAAUGCUGCUCUUAUAGUUGUGUAAAUUGCUUUCUUGUCCUCAUUUGUAAGUCGCUUUGGAUAAAAGCGUCUGCUAAAUGACUAAAUGUAAAUGUAAAUGGUCUAAUCUGUCUAUUUGAUGACUAGUCUAGCUUUGGGCUAUUCCUAGAUGUCUAUUAGAUUUUCACUGACAGCCCAAGUUUAGCCUUGUUUUAGCCAAGCUGUCUACGUUUAGCUGUCUAUAAGACGUCUAUUAAACACAACAUUGUUUCCUGGGUACAAGCUACUCAUAUUCACCAGCUAAACAUAAAGUACUCGCAUGUGAAGAUUCAGAUGUUAGACUUUCUGGGCUAUCAUUUAAUGCAUCAAUUUUUCCAUCAGAGCAAUGAAAGGCAAACAGUACAAGUGACAACAAAUGAUGUGACUGGUCAGAUCUUCUGUCUUAGCUCAUGUUUCUAAUGUUAUCUUUAUUUCAAGUGUAUAGUUUAUUGUUAAUUUACUCUUACAUGCAUUAUAUUUUAAUGAUAUGGCUCA